Lemur catta (Ring-tailed lemur) is the source of this 939-nucleotide messenger RNA. Its product is annotated as olfactory receptor 7D4-like. The transcript has a single exon. Gene Ontology annotation, molecular function: olfactory receptor activity; G protein-coupled receptor activity. Lineage: Eukaryota; Metazoa; Chordata; Mammalia; Primates; Lemuridae. Gene Ontology annotation, cellular component: membrane. The record is from RefSeq and is a predicted model, not a curated record. Bases 1 to 939 code for a protein of 312 amino acids. Gene Ontology annotation, biological process: G protein-coupled receptor signaling pathway.
AUGGCAGCAGAAAACCACACAGAUAUAUCAGAAUUUCUCCUCUUGGGUCUCUCAGAUGAUCCUGCACUUCAGCUCCUUAUCUACGGGUUCUUCCUGUCCAUGUACCUGGUCAUGGUGCUCGGGAACCUGCUCAUCAUCCUGGCCAUCAUAUCUGAUGCCUACCUGCACACCCCCAUGUACUUCUUCCUCUCCAACCUGUCCUUUGUUGACUUCUGUUUCACCUCCACUACCGUCCCAAAUAUGCUGGUGAACAUUGAAACACACAGCAAGGACAUCUCCUACAUGGAAUGCCUCACUCAGAUGUAUUUCUUCAUGAUGUUAGGUAGACUGGAUAACUUCCUCCUGACCGUGAUGGCCUAUGACCGGUUUGUGCCCAUCUGCCACCCCCUGCACUACACAGUCAUCAUGAACCCCCGCCUCUGUGGCCUCCUGGUUCUCAUGUCUUGGUUCACCAUGACUCUGGUUGCACUAGUUAAUAGUCUACUUAUAUUAAGGCUGAGUUUCUCCUUAGAAACUGAAAUCCCACAUUUCUUCUGUGACCUGGCUCAGAUUCUCAAGGUGGCCCACUCUGAUACCCUCAUCAAUAACAUCUGCUUGUACGUGUUGACUGUGUUACUGGGAGUGUUUCCUGUCAUGGGGAUCCUCUUCUUCUACUCUAAAAUUGUCUCCUGCUUAAUGAGCAUGUCCUCCACUGCAGGCAAGACUAAAGCAUUUUCCACCUGUGGGUCUCACCUCUGUGUGGUCUGGUUGUUCUAUGGAACAGGAGUUGGGGUCUACCUCAGUUCUGCUGUGACCCCUUCUUCCCAAAGCAGUGCCAUUGCCUCGGUGAUGUACACGGUGGUCACCUCCAUGCUGAACCCUUUCAUCUACAGCCUGAGGAACAAGGACAUGAAGGGGGCCCUGGGAAGACUGCUCAGCAUGGCAGCCUCUUGCCUGUGA